This is a messenger RNA of Rosa rugosa (rugosa rose), 1393 nucleotides long. Its product is annotated as NAC domain-containing protein 101-like. NCBI's taxonomy places the organism in Eukaryota, Viridiplantae, Streptophyta, Magnoliopsida, Rosales, Rosaceae. The transcript has 2 exons. The record is from RefSeq and is a predicted model, not a curated record. Gene Ontology annotation, molecular function: DNA binding. Gene Ontology annotation, biological process: regulation of DNA-templated transcription; system development. The coding region runs from base 412 to 1227 and encodes 271 amino acids.
UCUCUUCACUCUUCUCUCUCUCAAUUCUCGGAGAAUUCCCGAAACCCUAGUUUUUUGGUCUCUCUGAAAUUCUUUCCUUCCCGAAACCCUAGCUAGUUUUUUGGUAUCUCUGAAAUUCUUUCCUUCCCGAAACCCUAGCUAGUUUUUUGGUCUCUCUGAAAUUCUUUCCUUCCCGAAACCCUAGCUAGUUUUUUGGUCUCUCUGAAAUUCUUUCCUUCCCGAAACCCUAGCUAGUUUUUUGGUAUCUCUGAAAUUCUUUCCUUCCCGAAACCCUAGCUAGUUUUUUGGUCUCUCUGAAAUUCUUUCCUUCCCGAAACCCUAGCUAGUUUUUUGGUCUCUCUGAAAUUCUUUCCUUCCCGAAACCCUAGCUAGUUCUUUUUUCUCUCUGAAAUUCUUUCCAUUUCUGCAAUCAUGGCAAUUCUCUCCAACAAACUCCCAGUCGGGGUCAGGUUCCUUCCCACUGACCACGAACUGCUCGAUUACUAUCUCCGCACAAGGAUCGCCAUGGGUGACCAGUUUCGCACCGAUUUCGUCGCCGAUUGUCCUCAUUUUUACGGAGACAAGGAGCCCUGGGUUGUCUGGCAGAUCUACGGCGGCGGUGAGUCCAAGAAAGUGGAGGAUGAAAAGACUCUCUAUUUUUUCACCCAUCGGAGAAGGCUGAGUCCCACCGCCAAGAGAUUUGAUCGGAAAGUGGGUUCCGGCACUUGGAGUGGUCAGUAUUCGAGAGAAGUUGAGGAUGAUGGUGUUGUUAUUGGGCUCAAGCGGGAGUUCCGAUACGAGGGCGGCUGUGACGAGAGUCACAACGACGCUUGGUUGAUGCAAGAGUUUCAGCUUGAUGAUGAUUCGGAUUUGGUACUGUGCUCUCUGAGAAAGAACCCCAGAAAGGCUCAGGGGAGCAAUGACAAAAAGAGGAGCAUCGGGGAUCAACCCACAAAGCCUAAAUCUAAAAGGCAGAAAAAGGAAGGGAGUUGUGUUCAUCAGGAACAAGGCAGCAGUACUGUUCAUCCCAAUUACGAGUUGCCCUAUCCACAAAUGGAUGUUCAUCCCAAUCACGAGUUGCCCUAUCCACAAAUGGAUGAUCUAGAUUUUUAUUUUCCUGAGAUUUAUCCAGAUCUGUUUGUUGAUGAUGGGCGUGAUUUAUUUACUAUGGAUGAAUUGCUUGGACAAACCCCAGUUUGGGAGGAGGGCAACAACUUCAGUUUGGUUACAGGAGUAGCACUUCUUUGAUAAUCUGGUUACAGGAGCUAGGAGUACCACUUCUUAGAUAGUUUAUUUUUACUCCUUCAUGUAUCUAAUGUACAUUUUUUUCAUUCUUAAACCCAGUUAAUGGGUUAUACACACUACUUUGUAAAUCAAUUUCUAUCGAAUGAAAUCAACAUCACAUUGGUUCUUC